UUUGUGUUCUGACAUUGUUGCUUCCGGAGCCUUGGCACGCUACACAGGAAGUGUUGUCCGGUUAGCCGAAGUUGCUGUGUGAUGAGCUAUUUUCGUAUAGUUUUAUUUUCUAGAUAUUAUAAACCUUUAUAAAUUGUAACAUACUUCAUUUUCAUCAUGCUGAUCAAAGUUAAGACCCUCACUGGAAAGGAAAUCGAGAUCGACAUUGAGCCUACAGACAAGGUGGAGAGAAUUAAAGAAAGGGUGGAGGAGAAGGAAGGGAUCCCUCCACAGCAGCAGAGGCUCAUCUACAGUGGGAAGCAGAUGAAUGAUGAGAAGACCGCCGCCGACUACAAGAUCCAGGGAGGGUCAGUGCUCCAUCUUGUGUUGGCACUACGGGGAGGAUCGGCGACCCGCCACUGCAGCACGCACCUCUUGUCGUCAUGAGAACCACCGAUCGCCAUCACUUUGGCACUUAAGAGAAAAUAUUUGAAUUUUGCUUUCUUCAUGCCAAUUUAUUCCAGAGGAAGGAAAACAACUUUCCUCUUAAACAAAAAAAAAAAAUCAGAAAGCUGUGCUUUGUUAGUUUCUUUCUGUGAAUAAAUCCUAAAGCUCACUUUUGUUCUCCACUAAAUAAAGUCACUCAGUUGUUUGUA
Molecule: messenger RNA, 635 nt
Organism: Oryzias melastigma (Indian medaka)
Lineage: Eukaryota; Metazoa; Chordata; Actinopteri; Beloniformes; Adrianichthyidae
Gene: nedd8l
Product: NEDD8 ubiquitin like modifier, like
Exons: 4
Coding region: 157-426 (89 amino acids)
Biological process (GO): protein neddylation; regulation of proteolysis; modification-dependent protein catabolic process
Cellular component (GO): nucleus; cytoplasm
Molecular function (GO): ubiquitin protein ligase binding; protein tag activity
Source: RefSeq, a predicted model, not a curated record